Messenger RNA from Carcharodon carcharias (great white shark), 5399 nucleotides. It is a transcript of the gene c12h3orf70, whose product is annotated as chromosome 12 C3orf70 homolog. The record is from RefSeq and is a predicted model, not a curated record. The coding region runs from base 862 to 1638 and encodes 258 amino acids. The transcript is spliced from 2 exons. NCBI's taxonomy places the organism in Eukaryota, Metazoa, Chordata, Chondrichthyes, Lamniformes, Lamnidae.
GGAGAGGGAGGGAGAUAGAAGCUGGAGGUAGAAGCAGCAGAUCUGCAGCUGGAGUUUGCGGCGGCUCCGAGCAGCCAGUAGGAGGUGCUGGAGGUGCAGGAGGUGGAGGUGCAGGAGCUGGAGGUAGGGGUAGAGGAGGUGGAGGCUGGUGGAGGUAGAGGAGGUUGAGGUAGAGGAGCUGGAGGUAGAGGAGGUAGAGGCUGGUGGAGGUGCAGGAGGUGGAGGAGCUGGUGCUGGAUUUAUUUUGCAGUGAAAGGUCUCUGGCUGGAUCCGGAGGUUACCCGCAGGCGGCUGGUCCAGGCUGGUCCCUGAUCUUCUCCCCAGCUGCAGAGUUUCGGACUGGGUCUGGGUCCGGGAGAGAGGGAGGGGGGUUAACCUGACUCCCGCCGCCGCCGCCGCUCUUCCGGCCAAAGUGUUGGGGGUCAGCGGGCUGUCCCUUCACUGCCCCCCACACUGUCCCCAGCUCAUCCCACCACCCCCCCCCCCCCCUCCUCUGCCAGGAAGACCCUGAGCUCCACCAGCUGGAAGACCUGGGAAGGCCCCCUCUUGCCCCCUCUGGCCGGAUGGACGCUGUUGCCCCCGUGGUGUUGGCGGGGGGAGGCACACACAUUCACUCUGCCCUGGUCAGGUCAUAGCCUCCAGCCCUCGGAGCCUCCAGCAGCCCCUGACCACCCCUCCAAGCGCUGUCCCCUUUCUCCAGCCUUAGCCUGAAAGAUUUCACUUCCCCAAACCCCCAGUCCAAUCCCUCCAACUCCCCAAAGUGGACUGGACGAUCCAAGCUGCUGAUAACUGUGGGGGUAGCUCCUUGACCCCCCCCCCCACCCCCCACUCUGUGGAGCUCGGGAUUUACCCCCCUCCAGGAUGAUGGCCUCAGGUGUGAGGAAGGUUCUGAAGAGCGAGAAGGUGGAUGAAGCCCAGGCACUGGCUCGGAGCUGUGCAGGGAGACCAGACUUUCAGCCCUGCGACAGUCUCUCCAUCUGUGCCACCCACAGCCAUGGCAAGUGCUUCAAGCGGCAUUGGUGCUGUCAUUUAGGAUGGUGUCAUUGUAGAUAUAUUUACCAGCCAAUGACCCAUGUAGAACAUCUACCAAGCACUUCAAUCCCAGUCAGCACAAGCAGCCACGCAGAUACAGUCCAGCUGUCCAUCUCCCUGGUGGGUCAUUUCCUAAAGACUGCUUCUGUUCUCAGAGCUCCGUUCACACCAGACACGCCCAGGUACUGCACUAUAUCCAAACUCUUUGUUGACAGCUAUCGGGUCAAAAGGAUCAAUGGCAAGAUGUGUUAUGUUCAGUGUCAGCCUCAGCCAGCUCCCACUGUGCAAGAGCCAAAGGUUGGAGAUAACUUUAGUCGGGCUACCUCAGCUAGUCCAAAGAAUCCAGCCCCGGCAGACAAGGUACCGGCGCCACAGAUGAACCACUGCUCUUCACCAUCAGCCUCAGAGGACUCAGGCAUUAAUGCAUUGGGGCUGCACUAUCCAGAGUCAUGUGAUGAGGACACAGAGGAGGACGAGGAUGAAGAUGAAUUGAGCUCAGAUGAUGACUCUAGUCCAGAGAGCCAGUGGGAUCAGGAUGAUUGUGGUUUACUUUCCCCUUCCCGAUCCACUGUGGAAAUUAUCGAAAAAAUUGAAACAACUGUCUGAGCUCAAGCUCUAAGAAAGGAAUUCCCUAGCCUCUCCAUCGUUGCCUGAGGAAACAAACUCAACCAGAACUUGCAAACUCCAAGAGAAGUUGGCAAUAUCCUCACUCCAUCACUGUGUUGAAGUAUAGCCAAAAACACAGGAGUUGUUCAAACCUUUUUUCUAUUUAUUCAUUCGUGGGAUAUGCUCAUCACUUUCUCAGAUAUAAAUGGACAAUUAAAAUGUAGUACAGACGGACAGUAGGUCAGUGACUAUUGUGCCUACCCAAAUAGAGACUGUGUGAAAGCCCAAAGGGACCAAAACCUUUCAAAUCCCCAAGCACAAUAUCAAAGCUCACAACAUUUAUCCAGCACCCUGGCAAUGAGAGCCUUCAACUGAAACCAUCACAUGGAAGUACUUUUGACUGCACUGGAUCACUUCCACAAGGCUAAUUAUUUUCCUUGAAGGGGAGGGGGGCUGGUGGGGGUUAGAGAGGGAGGGAGGUGUUGGGUAAGAGAAUGGGCACCAGUAGAUAAUGUAUAGCACAUCAGGAUCACCACCAAGAGGCAUUUACACAAAAAGCACAUUAAAGAAGAAUUUAAAUUCAGCACCUCCUCCUUCACUCAACACAGGAAGAGGUUUCCGACCUGGGGUCUGAAUCUUUUGUUAUAUUAUCAAGUCAGGUGACUCCUUCACCUCAAUAAAUCUGUGGAUAUAUUGCUGAAUGCAUUACGUAACUCAUAAAUUACAUUACCUCCUGCAUGCAAAUGUGCUUUCAAUUCUGAGUUGCCCAUGUGAAGUAUUUACUGUGAUUAUCACAAUGUUAAAAGAAUUACUUUUACUGAGGGUUACACAUUAUUAGAAUAGAUACCUUCAUGUUCCGUUAUCUGACUUGCUCUAUGCUAUUUCACAUUUCAGUAGAAGAAAAAUGUUAAAAUAAAUUAGUGGAUUGGGAUUUCCAGGAGUCACAUUAAGUCCUCCUACGACCGGAAGCUUCAGCCUGAGUGUACCCGUAAUUUCAGACGGAAGAUUGUAUAGAAUUAAGGAGAGUUUUAUGGGGAUGUAAAAUUAACAUUGACCUCCCACCAAUUGUUUUCUCAGUUCUGUUAUUUGAACCUGUAUACGUUUUAGGUUCAGUUACAGGUGAAUGGGUUUUGUGGGGAAUUAAAUGCACUUAGAACAUUUCAGUAAAGAUUGUGGCAAACGUUUCUAAUUUUCUUUCAAACCUCUUCAAAAUGCCUGAUUGGUCACUGGCUUUUACAAUGUCCUCUGUCCACUCGAGAUCAAUGGUCAAACCUGUACCCAAGCCACUAAUACAGGGUAGCAAUAAAUGUACCAAAUAAUAGAAGGUAAACAUGUACAUCAGACUCACAGAAUUGUCCUCCCAAAGAAACAUGUGGUUCAGAUGAAUAACGAACCCAAGUACUCAUUACGCGGCUAAGCAUAACACUGGCAACAUUUCCAUUCACUAAUCUUAGCUUCUCUUAAUUUCCUUGUGGGCCCACUAGGCGGUGUGACACAAGAGGAUGUGCUCAAGACGCUCCCACACACACCACCGCCCCCCCCACCCCAGCCUCCCUUUAUAAAUUUCAAGUGGAGAGCCUAACACAUAGCAAACAAAUUUGUGCAAGAAAUGUGCUUAUUCGCUUGGUGUGUUGCAUCAACCAUGUACAGCACUGCAAUAGUUAGGUGCGCCAUACUGCAAUUGAACAUUAAAAAUAGAUUCAUUGUUUCAGAUUACAUCCCACCGACUUUGAUUCCCGUUACAAAAACAGAAUUACCUAGAAAAACUCAGCAGGUCUGGCAGCAUCGGCGAUUCCCGUUACACUGCACAAUUGCAGCACAUUAGCGAUGCAGCUAUGCAUAGUUCAACCUUACGCAUAUAUUCACUUUGUCAAGGUGAGGAAAGUUCCGGUUUCAAUGCACAAGUAUUACCACGCCAGACAAUGUAUAUGUUGUGUAUAUGUGGCUAUCUGGCUUCACCCAUUCCUGUCAGAAGCUGAGAUAUUCCUGCUUUAAUGUUGUAGCAUGAAACAAGUACCUUCAACAUCCAUACCCUAGAAUUAUAAUGUUAGCACAAGAAGAUAAAGCCAUAAAAAGCAUCUUGGUUCAGUGGGGUUAAAGAGUAACAAUAACUUUAUACAAGGCAAUGGCCAGGUCAGAAUUGGAGCCUUGUAUACGGUUUUGGGGACCCAAUACAGAAAGGGCAUUCAAGUCAUAGAGAGUGUACGAUGUACAUUGUAGAUAAGGAAGAUGUGAAGGAAAAUAGACUAUAAUUAUGUGGGGAAACUUGAAAUACUGGGAUUCCACUGGAGCAGAAACACUGAGAAGAUUUAAUGGAGAUUUUUCAAAUUAGGGAAGAUUUAAUUGGGUGAAUAAAGAAAGACAAUCCUCUGGAUAGGAGUCAGUGCUGAGGGAUUACUCGGUCGUGAGGCAAUCCCUGGGUUAAGGAAGGGGAAAUGAACUGGGGUUUUCCCUAUUGAUCAGUAUAAAGUGGUAACUGCGGGAAGCACAGUUCUCUGACUGUCACGCGAAGGUAAGAUCAGCUUUGCUAUCCUUAACAAUUGGACUGCCUGCCAACGCUCAAUAUCUUGGCUUAAACAAGAAGAAUGGCUGCAUGGAUGAAGGAGCAGAAGGUUACCCAUUACCUCAGCAAGUCAGUGCCUUUGGGGGAGUAGAGGGAGGACAUUUUGAGGAGGAAAAAGGAAAGGAAGUUGGAUUGAAAACAGGAAAAUAACUAGUAUAGUGGACCAGUCUUGGAAUCAGUGACUAUGGAAAUCUUAUACAAUUUCAGUGGUGAAAAUGAAAUUUGAGUAUGCAUUGCCAAUUUAUAUGUCCAAGAUCACUCAUCUUCACAGUUAAGAAUUAUUAUCCAGUUUUUAAGCUUACAUUUUUUCAUUACUGGCACUUUGACCAAUCACUUUCUAGCUAUAACAAAAACAGAAUUACCUGGAAAAACUCAGCAGGUCUGGCAGCACUGGCAGUGCUGCCAGACCUGCUGAGUUUUUCCAGGUAAUUCUGUUUUUGUUUUGGAUUUCCAGCAUCCGCAGUUUUUUGUUUUUACUUUCUAGCCAUCAUGGUAGCGAAAUGGCUGCUCUCUGUUCCGUUAGCAUCCUGUGAUUCUAUGAGUUUCACAUGCCUGCCUGAUAAAGGGUCUACCAAUUUUGGUUUAUUAACAGUCGUGUUUAGCUACAAAUGGGAGAAAUGUUGAGUUAACCUGAAUUUGGCUUUUCAGAAAAUUCUGAAAGUGAACUGAAAUUCUUUGAUUGAACAAACAAUACUGGCCUUUUACCAACAGUCACCUCACCACCAUCUGUUAUCAUUCAAGUUUCACUGUCAAAUACAUUUGAAAAAAGUGUGACUCCCUUCUAUUGCAAUAUGCAAACCCCACAACAAUCGCCUACAUCACCUUCUAUUGCAAUAUGCAAACCCCGCUAUUGAUUUCCACAACAAUCGCCUACAUCAUUUUCAGAAUGGCAGAUGCCAAGAAGAGAAUCAUUUUUAGCUUGUACCCAAUAGUCAGGACCAAACAAAUACAUGGCAGCAUUACAGAAGUUCUGGGCAAAUUUUACUGCUAAUUUAAAAGUUGCUGAACUUCAGAAGUGCUGGUGAAGUGUGUAUUAUUUAUUGGAUGGGUCUGCAGCUGGAAAUAGUUUGUGAGUAUUUACACUUGCGAUCUUCACUGCUGUUAGAAGAUUUUUGUUCUCGCAUACUGUGGCUUGCUCUGUACGUUAUUAACCCACAUACCCUGUUUAUUUCCAAUAAAAACAUUCCUUUAACUCUUU